UUCGCUCCCCGGGCCCAGCUCGGCUGUCGCCGCUAUGGAGCCGCAGCCGGACAGCUUGGAGGGGUGGGUGGCCGUGCGCGACACCGCUUUUGCCGAGCCUCAGCCGCCGCGGCUGCGCUUCCUCGUGGCCUGGAAUGGCGUAGAGGGCGCCUUCGCCGUGACCUGUCACGGCCGGGCGGAGGCGGCGGCGCAGGCCCCGCAGAGUUGGGCUGGCCUGUUCUCGGAGCCGGCCCUGCGCGGCGUCCACCGUCAGCUGGCGGCUAUCUGUCCGCGCCUGGAGCCCGCCUUCCCCGCGCUGCCGCCUACGCUACCCGGUGCGGCCGGCGGGCUCUGGGCCGUGCUCUUCCCCGGCGGCGCCGCGCCAGGCGAGGCCGAGAUGCAGAAGGUGUGCCGGGAGCUGGAGCUGUACCUCGGCUGGGCCUUAGAGCUCUGCGGCGGCCGUGUGUUGCUGGAUGCCCUCUUCGCCGACGACCGCCGCCACGACGACGAGUACUUCGAGAGUCUUCACGAGCUCCGCGGGAGGGCCUUGCGGGGCCACCUGACCCGGGCCAAGGAGGCCCUGCGGCGGGUUCUUCAGGAGCAUAAAAAUGCUGACACAAUGGUGGCUUUGAUGAAGGUUUAUGAAGAAGAAGACAAAGCUUAUCAGGACUUGGUCACCAUGGCAACACAAUUCUACCAGUAUUUACUGCAGCCUUUCAGAGACAUGCGAGAGCUGGCGACAUUGUACAAACUGGAAAUCCUGAAGUCUUUGCAAUAUGAUAAUUUGGGUCCUAAGAGAGUAGCAGCUUUGCAGAAAGAUGCUGAAGAGUGGACUAAGCGAGCUGAGAGUGCUGUGUGCUCCAUUCAGGAUAUUACUGUUAAGUACUUCAAGGAAACUGUAAAGGCUGUGGCAGCAAUGCACAAACAGAUGGAACAAGAUCAAGAGAGGUUUGGUAGAACCACUUGGGCAUCAGCUUUGCCACGACUAGAAAACCUGAAAUGUAUGUUGGCUAAAGAAACCCUUCAGCAUCUGAGGGCAAGAGAGUUGUGCCUGAAACAGAAGAGAGCUGUCAUUCAGAAAAAUAUGGAGAGUCUCAGUGAACAAGAGGAGAACUUAACUGUGGUGGAGGAGCUGGAAAUACAGUAUUAUGAAACACAGCUGGAAUUAUAUAAUGUACAGCUUGAAGUAUUGAAACAUGAAGAGAUGCUGCUUAUUGUACAGUUGGACACUUUAAGGAGGCAGAUUAAAGAGAAACAGGAUGAAGUUGUUUACUAUGAUACAUGUGAAAAUCCUGAGGAGCUCAAGGUAAUGGAACAGACAAUGGGACAACAUUACGCUAACUUGUCAGAAAUGACGGUGCUGAGGCAGAAGACUAAGCAGUUGGAGACAAAGCGUGGGACUGUCUGUGCGAGGAGAGCCUACCUCAGGAACAAAAAAGAUCAAUGUGAAGCAAGCCAUCGGCAGAGACUGCAGCAGGCAGAAGAGAGCAAAAAGCGCUUCCAGCAGCAUCACAGCAUACAGAUAAAGAGAGACAAGAAAAAAGAAGAAGAGAAAAAGAAAAAGGCUUGGAUAAGCCAGGAACGUCAGAAAACGCUGGAGAGGCUCAAAACUUUCAGGGAGAAAUGUCCAGCUCAUGUUGUUCUGAAAACAUCUUGUCCCCAGCCUCUCAGUCCCAAGUUGCCACGAAGCAUCGCUCAUCAGCCUGCAGUACAGUCCCCUCCACCUUUGUUGAGUGCAAGGGCGGCUCCAGAGCAGCCAAAGAGCCUGCUGUUGGUAGAAGGUGAAGAAUCAAAAGCUCCCCAUCAGAAUACCACAGCAGAUGCUCCCCAUCAGAAUACCACAGCAGAUAGCUCUGUGCAGACAGAGCAACAGAAGCACAGCGAGGGAUUGAUGGUCUCACCAUCCUCACCAGCACCACCACUUCUCCCACCACCACCACCACCUCCUCCUCCUCCUCCUCCUCCUCCUCCUCCUCCUCCUCCUCCUCCUCCUCCUCCUCCUCCUCCUCCUCCUCCUCUUCUGUCUUUACCUCCUCCUCCCCCACCUCCCCUUUUACCUCCCCAGUUAAAGACACCAUCAGUGACAGAGGAUAAGCCACUUCCCCUUAGCUGCAGUAGCCCCAGGGAAAGCCCUGCACUGCACAACCAAGACAACUCAUCCAGGAGGUCUCUAAACAAUUACAUGGGUUCCAUGGAUGAGGUUUUGGCUUCUCUAAAACGUGGUGAAGUUCAUCUUGGCAAAGUGGAACAGCCAAAUCCAUAUGCUUCUGCAAAAGACAACAUCCUUGCUGCCAUAAGGCAAGGAGUUAAGCUAAGGAAAGUGAAUCGAGAUACUGAGAAAGAUGUCAGUAAAGGAUCCACUAAUGAGCUAGAGAGAAGCAUUAAGGCAGCCAUGCAGAGAAUUAAGAAAGUGUCUGCUGAUUCUGAAGAAGAGGAGAGCAAUGAUCAGAAUAAUGGAGAAUGGGACAGCUAACCAAUUUAGAGUAACAGACUUACUGGCUGCAGUUGAAUGCCUCUCAUUUUGCACAUUGUAGAAGACUCUUAAAAUGAAAAAGCGGUGUGAUUGUGUUUGUUCUCACAAUCCAAAAUGUAAAGUAAAAGAACCCUGUUAAUCUUAUGUAGGAGCUACAAGUCCUUUUUUCUUUCUUUCUUUCUUUCUCUUUUA
Molecule: messenger RNA, 2644 nt
Organism: Dryobates pubescens (Downy woodpecker)
Lineage: Eukaryota; Metazoa; Chordata; Aves; Piciformes; Picidae
Gene: WHAMM
Product: WASP homolog associated with actin, golgi membranes and microtubules
Exons: 10
Coding region: 35-2452 (805 amino acids)
Biological process (GO): endoplasmic reticulum to Golgi vesicle-mediated transport; Arp2/3 complex-mediated actin nucleation
Cellular component (GO): cytoplasm; endoplasmic reticulum-Golgi intermediate compartment membrane
Molecular function (GO): actin binding; Arp2/3 complex binding
Source: RefSeq, a predicted model, not a curated record